AUGGCUAUUCUCUGUGGGCAUGGGGGGCCCGCGUCAAACAUGUGCUGGGACUUCCAGGCGUGGGUCGUGGAGGUGCUGUGUCUGUCGGGCAUGGGGUGCCCAGAGUCUUCAGGCACGGGGUGGGCCUUCGAUGGCCUGCUCGCCGCGGUGGUCUGCCGAUGGCGGACUUGGCACGCUCGGUGCUGGUGUCCUGUGCUGGGUCUCCUUGCAGAUGCUCGUGGAGGUGUUCCUCUCGUCGCGGGCAUGGGGGGCCCUAUUUCAUUCAAACAUGUGCUGGGUCUUCCGCAGCGUGCUCGUUGA
Prorocentrum cordatum is the source of this 300-nucleotide messenger RNA. The record is from the annotation of a GenBank genome assembly. Lineage: Eukaryota; Dinophyceae; Prorocentrales; Prorocentraceae.